AUGCCUGGUCUUGUUUUCGCGCACGUUUGCGAGGGCUUGCAUCGUGGCGCGCAACAGUACAGCUUUCCCAGCAAUGUCCGGGCCUUUUGGAUUGACGGCAUCAACCAUGAACCCACCACGCAUGAGACAUCCCUUCUUGUUGCUCACGAUAGUCAGCAUAUGGACUUCUGUGGCACCAAGCUAAGUCAGUUCUCGCUUCAUCCAAAUUGCGAUGCAGGAAGCCAGGAGUCGAGGGGUUGCGGUACCGAUAAGCAUAUUAAAAAAACCUCGCACGUCAGAAAAAUUGGUUAUUGCUCGGAUACGUCGCCGAUGCUGACAUACAUCAACAAUCCCCGGUCAGCACGAGGAUCAAAGGGAGAAACACAUGGGCGCGAAAAUUUUGUCUGGAUGCAUAAUUGGCUUCAAUUGACCCACCUUGGGACACUCGCAGGCGCUUUGAAUCCGACGCAUCUGCUUCGCGCCAUCGUUGCGAAAUCUUUCGCUCAGCAGUCUCCCCGAAAUAGAAUCAAGCACGGCCUCGACCAGGCCCGCGAAGUGAAUGCCCUCGACCCAAGACGUCAUACUCGGCAAGAUAACAUAAAGAAGCGGCCAAUUCAAUGCUUGAUGCUGAUAGAUGCGGGACACAGGCCCGCUUCUACUGGUAAAGCAUUCUGCAUGCUCGCAAGAUUCGAGAAGAAAACGUCUAUACUGAGAAGACAAACCAAACUGAGGACAAACCAAACUCUGUGCUGGCACGCCACCAUCAUGCAUAUGGGAGAAGAUUCGGUAUGCAUGACAGUGUCCGAGCGAACUGAGGCAUGGAUCAAGGACGCAUGUAUGGCGUACGAGAACCCGGUGGUAGUCGGAAAGCCGUUCAAUUGCGCUUGUGUACGUGUACACGGCUCGAGGUACUGGGAAGUCUCUAGAGUUUCUGCAAAAAUGGUAAAAUCUGCGAAGAUCACUGCUCGUUUUCCUUGCUAUUGUGCCUUGCUGAGGCAGCAAUAUUUCAUCAAGGACAUUUGUUCUCUCCGGAACGAAAUAAGCGCAGAAGAUGGCGGAAAGAACGGUAGCCGGAAACAUAGCAGGGUUAAUGAGGAGCCUCUGGGUGAAUUCUGGCGAUUGAAGGAAUGCCACUGA
This is a messenger RNA of Fomitiporia mediterranea MF3/22, 1116 nucleotides long. RefSeq lists its product as uncharacterized. The record is from RefSeq and is a predicted model, not a curated record. Lineage: Eukaryota; Fungi; Basidiomycota; Agaricomycetes; Hymenochaetales; Hymenochaetaceae. The transcript is spliced from 8 exons. The coding region runs from base 1 to 1116 and encodes 371 amino acids.